This is a messenger RNA of Ceratosolen solmsi marchali, 1245 nucleotides long. Its product is annotated as probable glutamate receptor. Lineage: Eukaryota; Metazoa; Arthropoda; Insecta; Hymenoptera; Agaonidae. The record is from RefSeq and is a predicted model, not a curated record. Gene Ontology annotation, cellular component: membrane. Gene Ontology annotation, molecular function: ligand-gated monoatomic ion channel activity.
AUGAGGCAACAAUUCUCCAAAGAAAUAGCGCCUUGGAUUUCAAUGGCAUAUAUCAACUGGAUAAUUUUUUUUCGCCAAGAAACAAAUAUUCAUCGAUUCUUUUCAGAAAUUUUCGUACCUCUUGAUUGUAUUUUUUUAGUCGUCAGGAAAUAUAAGGACGGUGCAAGUACUUCGCUUACAGAAAUUUAUAAUAUCGAUAAAGACCGGGAGUUAUUAACAAAUUUAUUUGGUGUCUGGAAUGAAAAAGAUGGUUUAAGAAUAACAAAACUAACACUCUAUCAAAGAAGAAAUGAUCUUUAUGGGCAAAUGAUAAAAGUAGCUACAGUCCAGGAUCCACCAGUUUCAUUAAUUGAACGGAAUUCUUCUGGUGAAAUUAUAGGAAUCAAAGGAUUUUUUGGUACCGUUAUACAGAUACUUCAAAAAAAUUUAAAUUGCACCGUCACUUACGCGGAGUGCGAUUCCUGGGGUUAUGUUUUACCAAAUGGCUCGUGGACUGGAAUAGUGGGGAUGCUCGUUAGGAAAGAAAUUGAUCUUGCAGCCACGGAACUAUUAAUGACGUCCGACAGACUCGAGGCCAUUGAAUUCACAACUCCUGUUUUUUCAACCAAAUGCAGAACCUUCAUUAAAAGACCAUACUUCACGGCUAUCAAGUGGACGGCUUAUUCUGAUCCAUUUUACAGUGGGCAUAGUACAGCAUUAAUCGAUGCUAUAAGAAUAAUUGAUUUGGUUGUUCAUUUGACCGGAGUGAUUAUUUUAGCCGCAUAUUCAGCGGCGCUUAUUAGUUUCUUGGCCGUUAAAAUCUUUAUUAUGCCAUUUUCAUCGAUGGAAGGCCUUUUAAACGACGGCUCUUAUAAGUUUGGUGUCAUUCGCAAUUCCGCAGACUACAAUUUUUUUCAGAAUACCUCUGACGUAAUACUACAGAGAAUGUUCGAAGAAAUCCUCGAUGACGUUGAAAACUUACCGCGCAACUAUUUGGAGGGUUUGAAUAAUAUUUGCUCGCAAGAUAAGUAUGCCUUCAUGGUCACGGACAAUAUGUUUGCAAUCUUAGAGCAUCAAGUCCCUUGCAUUCUCGAGCCAUUGGAUACGAUAAUGCAAACUACCCUUGCAAUGGCUGUUCCUAGUAGGAGUCCAUUUCGAGGAAUUAUUAAUAGCAAUAUUUUACUAAUGCGAGAUAGCGGUGUUCUUCAAAGAGUAUUGCCACUGAACUGGUCGUACAAUCAUCUAAGGUUAGUUAAUUUAUCUUGA